Molecule: messenger RNA, 641 nt
Organism: Lasiosphaeria miniovina
Lineage: Eukaryota; Fungi; Ascomycota; Sordariomycetes; Sordariales; Lasiosphaeriaceae
Exons: 2
Coding region: 1-603 (200 amino acids)
Source: RefSeq, a predicted model, not a curated record
AUGCGGCUGCGCAUGCCGCUGGCGCCGCAGCCGCCCCGAGAGAACACGGCACAUGUCCCGGGCCAGCUCGACGUCGUGGCGCGGUACGUGCAGCGCGUUGUUGUCCUGAAUGGCCUCCAGGGGCAGCGGAGGCAGGGACGGUCGAGGUUUCGGUAUCCGCAUGCUUGUCUGGUGCCGUGCGACUGGUGUUUGGUGCUGUGGGAGCGGGUGGCCAAGGUGAGGCCUGGGUUGUUUGAUGAUGAUAGUGAGGACGAUGACGAGGGGGUGGAUGAUGACGAUGGUGACGAAGAAGAAAAGCCGCCAGAGGAGAUCGUGCAGUGUCUGACGGUUGCGCAACGGGGCAUCUUGAAUUAUUAUUAUCCCAAUAUUGACGAGGUGGAUGUUGAGACCCUGCUACGGACGCGGACAGGGCAGGGGGAUGAUGGUCUCCUAAUGUUCGUCGUCUACGAAACCGAGGCGCGGAUCCUGGGUGGUAAGCGGGCUUUGCUUCUCCCGGUCGAUAGUCGAGAGAUGGAGUGGGUCGAGUCUUUUCUUCGGGGUGUGGGGUGGAUGGAGAAGACGUUCCCGGAACUAGCCGCGGAAGCGAAGAAGGGUUGUGCUUGAGGGGGUUAUUGGCUUUGUCUGUACGUUCCAUAUUACCG